UUUUUUUUCUCUCUCUCUCUCUUUCUUUCUUUCUCCUCUUUAUCAUUCUUUAAAAACAACAUACAAUGCCUGUCAAGCAAAUCAUUACCUCCCCACAUUUCGGUCUCAUUACUCCUGAAAAGCUCAUUCGAGUUGCUCCUUCUCUUGCUUUAUGGGGUGCUGGUGCUGGUACCGCUCUUGCUCUUUUGGGUUCUGAUAUUCCUUUGGUCAAGAAGGAUGUUUUGUCCAAGAUCCCUGUUGUUGGUAACUACUGGGCUGUUGCUGAAGAAGAACAAUAAAAAGUAAGUGAAUAUAUAAAGAACAAAAAAAAGGUCCAGAACAACAAAAAAAAAAGAUGAGUGAAAGGGAUAAGGAGGUACGAUACGGCAAAAAAUAAAUAAAUAUGGAACUUUGGUUAGUUGUUCUAGACAGAGGAAGUGAUAAAAAGAUAUAAUAUCAGGAGACAAAUAUAUAUAUAUAAGAUUGUAUCUAAUUUGUUUUGUUUUAUCUUUUUAUAGUCAUCAUCAUCUAGUUUAGACAUUUUUUUAUCAAAUAAUAAACAGCGUGUUGUCAUUAUGGAUUAUAGUUUAUAUUGAUUGUUUUUUAUAUAUUUGAUUUAUUGGACUAUUAUUAAUAAAAGAUAUAUCCAAAGGUUUGGUAGAUUUUGAUGAUGAUCAUGAUGAUGAUAAAUAGGAUGAUCUGAAUAAUGAUUUCCUAUGAUGAUAUACGUUUUCAAUGGCUGUGUAUAGAUCAA
Messenger RNA from Halteromyces radiatus, 733 nucleotides. RefSeq names its product ubiquinol-cytochrome-c reductase complex subunit-domain-containing protein. The record is from RefSeq and is a predicted model, not a curated record. Gene Ontology annotation, biological process: mitochondrial electron transport, ubiquinol to cytochrome c. NCBI's taxonomy places the organism in Eukaryota, Fungi, Mucoromycota, Mucoromycetes, Mucorales, Cunninghamellaceae. The transcript is spliced from 2 exons. The coding region runs from base 66 to 278 and encodes 70 amino acids.